This is a messenger RNA of Phalaenopsis equestris, 1023 nucleotides long. RefSeq names its product homeobox-leucine zipper protein ROC3-like. Bases 614 to 1015 code for a protein of 133 amino acids. Gene Ontology annotation, molecular function: DNA binding; DNA-binding transcription factor activity, RNA polymerase II-specific. Lineage: Eukaryota; Viridiplantae; Streptophyta; Magnoliopsida; Asparagales; Orchidaceae. Gene Ontology annotation, biological process: regulation of DNA-templated transcription. The record is from RefSeq and is a predicted model, not a curated record. The transcript has a single exon.
CUGAUCCAAAUGCUACCGAUCAUAGCUCACAAUUAGGAUUUAGUUACACGAUCUAGAUGUUAUCGAUCAUAACAUACAAGCAGGAUCCGCGUCUCGAUAUCCAGUUGCAUGAUCCAGAUGCUAUCGAUCAUAGCCUACAAGUAAGAUCCACGUCCUGAUCAAAUUGCUACAGAUCACAACCCACAAAUAGGAUCCAAUUACACGAUCCAGAUGCUAUCGAUCAUAGCCUACAAGUAGGAUUCAUGUCUUGAUCCAAAUGCUAUCGAUCAUAACCCACAAAUAGGAUCAAAUUACACAAUCCAGAUGUUUUCGAUCAUAGCCUACAAGUAGAAUCCGCGUCCCGAUAUCCAGUUACAUGAUUCAGAUGCUAUUGAUUCUUCCUGUGACAACGAGGACAUUUGUUCUCUGAUCUUCACGCCGAAAGUGCUGAAGCCGAGAUGCUGAAGAAGUGGGUCUAGGAAGGAGUGUCGAAAGCUUGAGUGCCCAUUUGGAAGGACUAAGCUGCAGCGAUGAGAACAACGACAAAACGUUACCACCUCUAAUGUUUCCCUCAAUCUUUGCUCCGACGAAGAAGAAACGUUACCGCCGCCACACUUCACGGUAGAUCCAGGAGAUGGAAGCAUUGUCUAAGGAAUGUCCGCACCCAGAUGAUAAACAACGGCUUAGGUUAAGCCAGGAGCUUGGCCUGAAACCUUGCCAGGUGAAGUUCUGGUUCCAGAAUCGCCGAACACAGAUGAAGGCACAAAAGGACAGGGGGGCGGAGAACGAUAGUCUGAAGAAUGAGAACUACCGGCUGCAAGCGGCGAUCCACGUUAUAUGCCCUAGUUGCGGCGGACCAGUGAUACUUGGCGAAAUGUCGUUUGACGAGCACCACCCCCGCAUAGAGAACGCUCGCUUGAAGGAAGAUAGCCAAAAUAAACCAAGAAAUAACGUUUUUUCUUCUAAAGGGAAAGUUCCUCCCUUCCCGUCCCUCAAGAAGGCCGACGAGAAGUGUGUUUUGACGAUCCUCCAAUGAUUAUCAGU